ACCGGUCGAGGAAACGAGUGGUCAGGGUUUUGUCCUUCCUCGCCAAGGUCGAGUGAGGUCUCCAACUCUCCAUUACAUACUUCCCCACCCAUCCACCAAAGGCGCAGAGAGGGGAGAAGAAGAAGAAGAAGAAGCGGAGGGGGAGGAAGAUGCCUUGCCUGAACGUGUCGACGAACGUGAACCUGGAGGGGGUGGACACCUCCGCCGUCCUCGCCGACGCCUCCAGCACCGUCGCAACCAUCAUCGGCAAGCCGGAGGCCUAUGUGAUGGUUGUUCUCAAGGGUUCAGUGCCCAUGGCAUUUGGAGGUACCCAGGAGCCUGCAGCCUACGGCGAGCUGGUUUCCAUCGGAGGGCUGAACGCUGAUGUGAACAAGAAGCUGAGCGCCGGCAUUGCUUCCAUCCUGGAGUCAAAGCUGUCCAUCCCCAAGUCCCGCUUCUACCUCAAGUUCCACGAUUCAAAGCGCUCAGACUUUGGAUGGAAUGGAUCCACCUUUUAGACGCAUCAUAUGGCAUGGAGCCUUGCAUGAACUCCAGAGUUCCUAAUAUUCUGUCCAUUGCCUAUUUAAGGAGAAACUGCUGCAGUAAGACAUCGUGUCAGUUUAAUGGCCAGUGUUUAUGAGUGCCGGAGUACUUGUGUGAUCUAGUUGGUUUGGUUUCGGACUUGCCAUGGCAAGGGAAUGUUGCAACUGCUUGGUUCGAUUCGUAAUCAUGAACCCUUUGUGGUGUCC
Aegilops tauschii subsp. strangulata is the source of this 728-nucleotide messenger RNA. RefSeq lists its product as uncharacterized. The record is from RefSeq and is a predicted model, not a curated record. NCBI's taxonomy places the organism in Eukaryota, Viridiplantae, Streptophyta, Magnoliopsida, Poales, Poaceae. Gene Ontology annotation, molecular function: phenylpyruvate tautomerase activity.